Molecule: messenger RNA, 651 nt
Organism: Acanthoscelides obtectus
Lineage: Eukaryota; Metazoa; Arthropoda; Insecta; Coleoptera; Chrysomelidae
Source: the annotation of a GenBank genome assembly
AUGUGCCUUACAAUAAAAGACCAAGUUCUCGAGCGCAAAAUUAUCCGAAGAAUUAUAGGACCAAUAAAUGAAGACGAAGUUCUUAGGCAGCUUAAAACUGAGGAAAUCCUGAGAGUGCUGAAUGGGGAAGAUAUUGUAAGAUUUAUGAAGUCCCACUAGGAAUGUGAACGCCAUUACUUACCUCUGGAACAUCUCCAGCUCGGACAUCUGUCAAUAUCAUUUGUCAUUUGUGUCAGUGUUUUUUAAGGCGUAGGGUGGCUUGCGCGGGAAAAGUUCUUGCCUACGUAUGAUUUUCCAUGUUUUGCCAAGUAAAUUGGCAAUCGUGUUCUCCCCGGGCGUUUGUUAACAUUAGAAAAAAGUGUUGAUUUUUACAACAACCCUGACGGCCGCUAGCGAGGAGUGGAGCUACGCGUGUUGCUGGGUGACCGGCGUAUGCUAUAGUCACCGCGGUGCGUUGUUCACGAUCACUCAGGAAUUUUUUAUACAUGGUUUUGAACUAGAAUCUACAGUGAACAGUGUAUAAUUGCGCAAAAUAGUACAUCGAAUAAGCUAUUGAAAACUGGUCAGACACACCAACAUGCAUGUCAUGUUCUUAAAGACGCGCAACUUUGCUCUGGACGAACGCAUGAAGAGCUCGGUGCAUAAACCAGG